UUGGAAUCACUUGUUAUUGUCCACAACAAGCAACAUGAGUGGAAAUUUCAAUUUAGUUUACAUUCUGAAGUCGUUCGAGACACUUGACGCGCCGAUUUUCCCAUUUACAAAAUUUUUGCAACGAUUUGUUGUUUGCUUUCCGCAGAUAAGCCAUCGGGAAUUUUAAUUAUUCCAGAAAUAUUGGCACGAGUUUAAAAGUGUUUCAAUUGUGUGUGUUUUUACAGAACAUGUCUAAAUGUGUAAUGUAAUGAAAUAUUGCAAUUAUUAAGAAUUAGAAUCCAACAACAAUAACAAUAAUAAUUAAAAUUGCAAAAAAAAAAACACCAACAAUGCCGGCCGAUGGCUCAGAUGAAUUUCAAUUAACCAACAGCAGCAAUAAACCUAAACCUAUGACGACACCGGUCAAUGGUACCAUCAAACAUCAACAGACAAACAUAGCAAUACCGACUCACCAGCCGCUGCCACCACAUGCCUCCACAAAUGGUGUGAGUUUAGCAGCUUCUGUCAAUUUAAAGGCGUCACAACAACAACAGCAACGACAAAGUGAUUUGAGAUUACAUUUUAGUAAUGUCAACUAUGUUCAUAAACAAUGCAAAUCGAUUACAACUCAAAUACUCAACGAUGCCUGUGGAGAAUUUAAAUCGGGUCGCCUCACAGCCAUAUUGGGUCCUUCGGGUGCGGGUAAAACAUCGCUGCUAAAUGCCCUCUCUGGUUUUAAAGCCUCAGGCGUAACGGGGAACAUUGAAUUGAAUGGAAAACCACGAAACAUUGUGGAAUUUCGCCGAAUGUCGUCAUAUAUCCCGCAAAAUUUUGCCAUGUUGGAUCUACUGACUGUCCAAGAAACACUUAGGGUCUCCACCGAUUUGAAACUCCCUGCAGAGACAACAAUAAAGGAAAAGGAUAAAAUUAUCAGCAACAUUUUGGAAAUGUUAAACCUAACACACAGUCGCAAUACGCUGGUGCAAAAUUUAUCGGGCGGGGAAUAUAAACGCUUAUCGAUUGGCGUUGAAAUGGUCACCAAUCCGCCCAUUAUGUUUUUCGAUGAACCCACCAGCGGUCUGGACAGCGUUGCAUCCUAUCAAAUUAUAUCCUAUCUGCAUAAAUUGGCACGAGAUGGCCGUGUGAUUGCCUGUGUCGUACAUCAACCAAGUUCAAGACUUAUGAAAUUAUUCGAUGAUAUUCUGGUUGUGUCGAAUGGUUGUAUCCUCUAUUCGGGACCACAGGAGGGAAUGUUGGCAGAGUUUCAAAAAUCUGGUUUCGAAUGUCCGCAAUAUUAUAAUCCAGCUGAUUAUGUCCUUGAGGUCAGCAGUGAUUUUACAAAUCCGCUACUGUCAAAACUUAUACAUGACAACAGAAUGAAACAUAAUUCCGGCUUUAAAACGGCAAAUAAUAAUGGAAAUGCGGAAUCAGCUGCCCUCUUAACCAACCCCCUUUCAAAGGCAUCAACACCACCCCACACAACUGUCGAUAUGCUGAGUACAAUUUCCUUGGAAACGGAAGGUAUACGACCCAAAGAACGGGUUUCUGUUUGGCGUCAAUUUAUGGUGUUGCUGAAAAGAUCCACCACAUCAACAUACCGAAAUAUGCUCUCGGUGCGGCUGCGCAUAAUCAUGCACAUUGCCGUGGCCAUAUUGCUGGGCAUUGUAUUCUGGCAGAUUGGCAAUGAUGGUGCCAAAACCCUAACCAAUGCUUCGUGUAUAUUUUUUGUUGUAAUGUUUGUUUUCUUUGGCAAUGCCAUGCCCUCCAUAUUUCUAUGUCCUCAGGAAUGUGCGGUGUUCAUAAGAGAAUACCUCAACGGGUGGUAUUCCAUUAAAUCAUAUUAUUUAGCUAAAAUUAUAUCCGAUUUGCCCCUGCAAUUCGUGUGUCCAACACUGCUGACCUGUAUUGCUUAUUUUAUGACGGGCCAGCCAAUGGAAUUAGGUCGCGGCGUUAUGUUUUGGGGCAUGUGUCUUCUGACGGGUAUGAUUGGACAUUUUAUGGGGCUUGUUUGUGGGUCUCUAUUUCAAAUGCAGAUGGGCGUCUUUUUGGUACCUUGUCUCACCAUUCCCCUGCUAAUCUUUUCGGGAUUCUUUAUACGCAUUUUCGAAGUGGCUGCCUAUUUGAAAAUCCUCUGUGAUAUUUCAUUUUUCCGCUACACCAUUGAGGGUUUACUGAGAUCACUCUAUGCCUAUGAUCGUCCCGAUCUGGAGUGUAGUCUGGAAUUUUGUUACUAUCGCCAUCCGAAAAAGUUUCUCAAAGAUUUCGGCAUGUUUGGAGAUUUGUAUGGACAGGAUGUCAUGGCCUUGUGUAUAUGGAUUUUGGCAUUGAUGAUCCUGUUUCUCUUCAGUUUAUGGUUGCGCAUCAAAAAGGCCUUGUAGUUAAUUGAAACGUCCAAGGGGGAAGAGGGGGUUUCAAUCGGAAAUAAUAAUAUUCUGUACUAUAUAAGAUAAAAGAAAUAUUGUAGGGAACAACAUUUUGCUAUUAAUGACAAUGUUUUAUACGUUUUUUGAUAUUGUUAAUAAAUUAUUAUAAAUAAGGAAA
Messenger RNA from Musca domestica (house fly), 2520 nucleotides. Its product is annotated as ATP-binding cassette sub-family G member 4. The transcript has 9 exons. The record is from RefSeq and is a predicted model, not a curated record. Gene Ontology annotation, cellular component: plasma membrane. Lineage: Eukaryota; Metazoa; Arthropoda; Insecta; Diptera; Muscidae. Gene Ontology annotation, molecular function: ATP hydrolysis activity; ATP binding; ABC-type transporter activity. Bases 330 to 2357 code for a protein of 675 amino acids.